This is a messenger RNA of Botrytis deweyae, 5156 nucleotides long. RefSeq lists its product as uncharacterized. The record is from RefSeq and is a predicted model, not a curated record. The coding region runs from base 1296 to 4448 and encodes 1050 amino acids. The transcript has 3 exons. Gene Ontology annotation, biological process: protein phosphorylation; intracellular signal transduction; microtubule cytoskeleton organization. Gene Ontology annotation, molecular function: tau-protein kinase activity; protein serine/threonine kinase activity; ATP binding. Gene Ontology annotation, cellular component: cytoplasm. Lineage: Eukaryota; Fungi; Ascomycota; Leotiomycetes; Helotiales; Sclerotiniaceae.
UCAAUUCACUCAUUUCACUCAUCAUUGACUUGCUUUACGAAGUAGGUACUCAUCACUCCUUUCACUCAUCACUCACAUCACCUGAGCACUCAUCACUCCUUUCGCUCAUCACCUGAGCACUCUUCACUCCCUCUUCACUCCCUCUUCACUCACUCUUCACUCACUUCAUUUAUCCAUCGUACCCGUCAUUCACCCGAUGUUCUUCAUUUUAACUUUGGCCUUGAUCCAUUGAUAUUUCCUUUUUCCUUUUUCCCUUUUCCAGCUUCCCCUUCCCCUUCCCCUUCCCUUUUCCCGUUUGCAUUGUGCAUUUUUCCCGACACCCUCAUUUUACUCGAUUGGGUCAAAGUGGAAUGGAAAUGCGCAUGUAAGACCUUGCCUAGGACAUAUUGAACCAGAAAAAGCAAAAGGGAAAUAGACACCGGGUAUCUAGCGCUGGGAACCCCUCCAACAUCUACCUAGCCCUUGCCAUUUCCAAGCUUUCUUUCUCUCUGCAAUCAACCAUCAUCAAUUGCCUCAAUUGCCUCAACCACCUCAACCACCUCAGUCACCUCAGUCACCUGCUUUCGCAAAUCUAGCCACCACCAUAUGCAGAGAAUUUGUGAUUCUCCAACGUGUAACCACCUAUCUCCUACCUCCUACCUCCCUACCGAUUCUCGACUCUUCCGUACUCUCCCAAUUUCUUUCUUCUCUCUUCUCAAAGUAGUCGCAAUAAUCAUAACAAACUUCACUCAAUUGAAACAUCCGACACGACCGACACGGGGCAUUUGGAAUCUGGAAGCUUGCAUAUGCAUUCAUCAGAAGCGCCUCCACACAACUACCUCUGCCUACCUAAUAAACUGACUGACUGACUGACUGAGUGAUUGAUUGACUGACUGCUACCCAACCUUAAACCUUGGAAUCUUAUUGUUAUUAUUAUUAUUAUUAUUAUUCAUUAUUUCUUAUGGUUACUAUUAUCGUUCCUCUCCCAUUCACCACUGCCACAUCUGGUCAUCACAAAAAAUAAUCAAUACAACUCAACCCAACCUUGAUAUUACUUUUGUCCACUACUCUACCACCACUUCCACCACUACAACAACAACAACAUCUGGAUUCUUUUUCAAAAGGGAAUCGAUCAACAUCAACCAUUUGAUUAAUCAGAAAGCAUUCAGAAGGCAAAUUUUCACAAAUCUCUUUAAAAUUCAAUAUCUAAUUUCAAGGUGACGUUGCCCACCUAGUAGUAAGUAAUAUUUACUAGGGUCCCGCGUUGGUCUCUGCAGCUGGCUGGCUCCCUGUUCUUUCGGUUGCUUAAUUCCUCCAUGGCGACAACAACUUCCGUCUCGCCCGCGACUCUGGAGCGAAAUACCUCACGACGAGGGUAUAACAAUUCAAUUCCCCAUCGUUCCCAAUCAACCAGAGUUAAAAGUACGACCACCGAUUCACCACAACGGUCACAUUCACAUUCACAUCACCAUCGACCGUCAUCAUCACGACAUGCGGCUGUAGAAGAGUCAAUAACCCAGGCGAAUUAUGAGACUGCAAACGUCGCGCAACAAUCAAGAAAAACAUCAAGCAGAGACGGUUCAGCUCCUUCGAGACACGAAUCUACGAGAAGCGCAACAAGUAAUCAUCGAUCAACUCAUCACAGUCGACAUUCAAACGAUAUGGCCACGGCGGCAGCAAACGGCGGGGGCCCAGCCCCCGUGGUGACACCACAAGAAUCCAGACAUGCUGCACACAAGGGAAAAUCGAGAACUACGAUACCAGCACAAUCCGGAAAUUGGAUUUUGGGCAAGACGAUUGGUCAAGGUAGUAUGGGUAAGGUGAAGCUGGCAAGGAGGGCCGAAGGAGGUGAGCAGGUUGCGGUCAAAAUUGUUCCACGGGGAUCCACAGAUGAUAAUCACAACCAAAGUCGAGCUGAUAGAGAAAGAGCCGAUCAUUCGAAAGAAGUUCGCACCGCCCGUGAAGCGGCUAUCGUUACACUCUUGGAUCACCCAUACAUCUGCGGCAUGAGGGAUGUUGUGCGUACGACUUAUCAUUGGUAUAUGCUCUUUGAAUAUGUGAAUGGAGGACAGAUGCUUGACUAUAUCAUCUCUCAUGGAAGAUUAAAGGAAAAGCAAGCUAGGAAAUUCAGCAGACAAAUCGCCAGCGCCUUGGACUAUUGUCAUCGAAAUAGCAUUGUUCACAGAGAUCUGAAGAUUGAGAACAUCCUCAUUAGCAAGACGGGCGAUAUUAAGAUUAUUGAUUUCGGCUUGAGCAAUUUGUUUGCACCACGAAAUCAUCUCAAGACUUUCUGCGGCAGUCUUUAUUUCGCGGCUCCGGAGUUAUUGCAGGCAAAGGCAUAUACCGGACCCGAGGUUGAUGUUUGGAGUUUUGGUAUCGUACUUUAUGUUCUGGUCUGCGGCAAGGUUCCUUUCGACGACCAAAGUAUGCCGGCAUUACAUGCAAAGAUCAAGAGAGGAAUUGUAGAUUACCCAAAUUGGCUGACUCCGGAAUGUAAACAUCUUAUAUCAAGGAUGCUGGUGACUGAUCCAAAGCAACGUGCAACACUACAGGAAAUCAUGAGCCAUCAGUGGAUGAUAAAACAAUACGGUGGUCCACCUGAAAAUUAUCUGCCCGUUCGAGAUCCCUUGACACUUCCUCUGGAUGACGAUAUCAUCAACAGUAUGACCGGCUUUGACUUUGGCCCACCAGAACUCAUUAAACAACAGUUGACUGAUGUCAUCAAGUCUGCCGAAUAUGGUCAUGCCGUGCGUCUGGCAAUGCAGGAACGAGAAAAUUCUGGUCCUCCUCGCGACUCGGAGAGAAAGAGAGGUGUGUUCGAUUUUUAUAAAAGAAGAAAUUCUACUACGAGCCGAGAUACCUUGACGGCACCGAGUUCAGAACUUCUUCAACUCGGCAACGACCCUGUGAAUGCCUAUCACCCUCUUAUUUCUGUGUAUUACCUCGUCAAAGAGAAACGCGAGCGUGAUGCACUCGAAUCUAGCCCAGGCGCAACUUCAAUGCCACGGAUGCCAGGUGAAGCCCCACUACAAAUGGCAGAGAUUUCGGCUCCCAAGCCAGCUUAUACGAAUGCAACGGCCUAUGAGAUGCCUGGUGAGAAAGCUACCGGGGGUCGAUCACGCCCGCGUGCCCGCACUCAUGGCGAGGAUGAAGUGACGGAAGGGAUGAAGAAUGUCAAACUUGGUGGCUCUACUGCCCCUCCAUCACCUGCAAUUGUGGAACCUGUAGAGCAAUCGGCGAGGAAAGAAAGUACUGCUGCUGGUAUUCUGAGAAGGUUCAGUACACGGCGCCGCAAGGAGCCUCCAGCAUCGGAAAAACCCGGCAAUCAUCUCACGGUCGGGUCUUCAAAUGAGCCUUCCACACUGAGAAAGAGUUUCAGUGUGCGCCGGCACCGAGAUCGGGAUGGAGAUGGACAUCUUCGCCCAAGUGGAAGUGAGCGUCAGCAUAGUGAUCUUCUCACUCCACGAUCCGCUGAAAAUUCUGGAAGUUCUAAAUUGGGUCGGUCGACGAGCGUUAAUUCCGCCGAAUACAGACGACGAGAAAAUCGACGAGGAGCCGGGUCAGGAGCAGGAGUUGCGGCUUCGGAAGCAAUGCCACCACGAGUUACCUAUCAAGAUCCACCUCCAACUAGUGGUUCCGAUCAUUCAACGAUGAAUGAGAAACCACCGCGUGAGAGCGAAAGAGCUGGUCUUAAUCCCAGAGCCGCGACCAUGAGAGCCAAAUCGUUGGGUCAUGCAAGAAGAGAAAGCAUACAAGCUCGACGAGCUCGAAGGGAGGAAGCUAGAGAAGCAAAUGUACCCGAGGAGACAGAUGUUGAAAUGGGCGACAAUAGUGGUCUAUCGACCGAACGAGUCGACAAUGCAGAGAAUGUCAAACCCGUAUUUCUCAAGGGAUUGUUCAGCGUAUCUACCACAUCAACCAAACCGGUUCAGGCCAUUCGCAUGGAUAUCAUCAGAGUAUUGAGGCUCCUCGGGGUGGAAUAUACAGAAAUACGAGGCGGUUUCAGUUGUCGGCACAUCCCUAGUAUUGAUUUAAAGAAGGUUGUCGAUGUACCUCCUAGCAGUCACGGAAAUCACACUCCUGGGCAUAGAAGAAAGAUCAGUUUUGGAGGCUUCAUGGGAGGUAAUAAUGCAGAAAGAGAUCGUGAGGAUUUCCGAGAAGCAGAAAGAUCACCACCAAACUCCAGAACUCCACGUAGAGCUCGGGGUCCCGAGAAUAGCUACUCAAAUUCGGAUGCUUCUGAUGAGAGUGUGACUAGACACGGUGAUUCAUCAGCUAGGGCUGUAGGUGAGACUAGCACACAUGUUCAGAGUGACCUUGGCGGUAGUAUGAUUCUUGAAUUCGAGAUCUUCAUCGUCAAGGUUCCUCUUCUCUCCUUACACGGCAUCCAAUUCAAGAAGCUUCGUUCAGGGGGAACUUGGCAAUUUAAGAAUAUGGCAGAUCAAAUUCUUCGCGAGCUCCGACUAUAAUAAAUCUCACGACAGACCUAAACACGAAUACGCUAGUCUCAUGAAUACUGCUAUUUGAGUUGUAAUACAGACCUUCCAAUUAGCUAUUCACGUUUGUUCUUUUCACUUGAACAAGGGAUGUGGGGCGAAUGAGCGAUUGGAAGAAAGACAUACACGCAUUACUCUUGAAACGAAUUCCUUUUGUUAGCGAAAUUGAUGAGAAGAUGGCAUGCAUCGUCACACAUUUUGGGGCCAUUUUGUUUUUUUAAUGCGCCCACAAUUUUCGUUUGUUUGUUCCAAUGCCCGACAAAUGUUUGUGUCGAUUUUCCUUGCGGAACCAAUUUGUGGUUCAUAUAUGUAGUAAUUAUGGGAUAAGAGUCCCUUCUUCCAAGGGGAAUAAGGGACGACAUUUGAAAUUUGGCAUUUCCUUAAUAUUGUGGGGAAGGAAUCUUGGUUUGGGAUAUUUUUAUUGUGAAGGAAGAAGGAGAUAGGAAGGGGAUAAAAUUAGUUGGUUGGCUAGGAGGGAUGUGUGUUUGGGGGCUGUGCAUGCAGUUAGUUGAUUGUGGGAAGGGAUGAGGGAAAGAGUGAAAAUGAGGAUGGAGCUAUGGGUAUGCAGGGCAAGAACAAGGAUAGAUAAUUCCGAUACUGUACUUCUCAAUUUGAUUAACUCAUAGCAGACUCACUGACUUUGUUUUCCAUGGUUUAAGUUUCCUUUUUUGGUUUUGGGUU